AUGACUUUCGGCUGCGUGUCGCAGGUGAUCAAGUACCUCGACCAGACCAACAUCUCCAACGCUUAUGUGUCGGGCAUGAAGGAGGACCUGGGCCUGUACGGCAACCAACUAAACUACAUGACCACCUGGUUCUCUGUCAGCUACUGCAUCAUGUUGAUCCCCAGCCAGGUCAUUAUGACCUGGGUGAGGCCGUCCUGGUGGCUGCCAGGGCUGGAGAUCGGCUGGGGUAUCAUGACGGGGCUGAUCGCCCUGUGCCAGAACGCCCAACAGGUCUACGUGCUGCGUGUGUUCCUGGGCCUGUUUGAGAGCAGUGCGUGGCCAGGAAUGAUGACCCUGCUGAUGUACUGGUAUACCCCAAUGGAGCUGGCCAAGCGUAUGGGCUUCUAUCACAGCUGCCAAUCGAUUGGAAGCAUGCUCUCUGGCGCCCUUCAGACCGCUAUCCUCGAAACCGUUGAUGGGGCUCGGGGCAUCGCAGGCUGGCGCUGGCUGUUCGUCAUCAACGCCUGCAUGACCGUUGUCGUCGGGCUGGCUGGGUUUUUUAUGCUUCCCGACUAUCCUUCGCAACCCAACCCGCGCGCCUCCUUCUGGCUCACUCCGGAGCACACUCGCGUUGCCCAGGACAGGCUUGAGAGGCAUGGUCGAGCCGAGGUCAAGAAGAUCACCUGGGCGGCGGCCAGACGGACGGCGGGCAUGUGGGUGGCGUACUUUGUGCCGCUGCUGUAUAUCGCGACUGUUUUGGCGCAGUAUGGGUACAACUACUUCAACCUGUUUCUGAAAUCCGUCACCAACUCGGAUGGUUCGCCGCGCUGGUCUACAGCCCAAGUCAACUCGAUCCCCAUCGCUGGUGGCGCCAUCAACGUCGCCUUUGUCUGGAUCUGGGCUAUCCUGUCGGAUGUUCUGCAGACGCGAUGGCUGCUCCUCGUCACCCAGGCUGUGCUGGGUUUGAUCCCGGCCAUCAUCAUGAGUAUAUGGACACGCCAUCCUAACAGCACACCCAUCGGAGCCGCUUAUGCGAGCUACUUCAUGUCGUACAUGUGUCUGGGCACGGCACCGCUCAUCAUGUCAUGGCUUUCUGAUUUGCUCCCGCAGGACCCGGAGGCGCGGACUUUAAUCCUGGGCUAUGCUAUUGCUGGCGUAUAUGCCAUUAUUGCCUGGUCACAGGUUCUGGUCUGGCCUGCCUCUGAGGCGCCGUAUUAUCGCUAUGCCUGGCAGGUUUCGAUCGCGCUGUGGAUUUUGGUGAUGAUUAUGGUUGUCUUCCUUCGCAUUGUGGAUAACAAGUAUCUGUUGUAA
Cryphonectria parasitica EP155 is the source of this 1290-nucleotide messenger RNA. RefSeq names its product MFS general substrate transporter. Gene Ontology annotation, cellular component: membrane. Bases 1 to 1290 code for a protein of 429 amino acids. The transcript has 2 exons. Gene Ontology annotation, biological process: transmembrane transport. Gene Ontology annotation, molecular function: transmembrane transporter activity. NCBI's taxonomy places the organism in Eukaryota, Fungi, Ascomycota, Sordariomycetes, Diaporthales, Cryphonectriaceae. The record is from RefSeq and is a predicted model, not a curated record.